CCCAUGGCCUCAUCUCCCACGAAGCAGAAGGUGGUGAUUGUGGGCGCUGGACCCGUGGGCUCACUUGCAGCUCUGUAUGCGGCAGCCAGGGGGGAUGAUGUGGAAGUAUAUGAAUUACGUGGAGGUUAGUUGUUCUUGAUAUGCUUCUACAACCCCCAUAUUGUAGCUGUAUACAUAUCCUAUCUUCAUUUUCGUGUGCAACACAAGCGAGGGAAACCAAAAUUGAGUCAUUUCGGGUUGCACCAUUGGAUCUGGGAAUCGCGGGAAUCGCUUCCUGUAUAGGUAGGCUGCAGACUAUGCUGACAUUCGAUAUCAAAUACAGAUCUUAGGAGCGACUCUACUGUUCCACUGAACUUCACCAAGUCUAUCAAUUUGUCCCUGUCGGAUCGUGGAAUCACAGCUAUGAAAGGGUCCGGUCGAGAGACUCUCAUUAACAACAUCCUCCAAGAAACAGUCCCCAUCUAUGGCCGUAUGAUUCACGGCAAAGAAAAUGGAGAGCUCUGGGAAGCUCCACAAGCUUAUGAUGUUCAUGGCCGGAAUAACCAUUCCGCCGAUAGAGGAAUGCUCAACAACGCUCUUCUUGAUGAGCUGGAGCGGAGCCCAAAUAUCAAGCUGUUCUUCGACCACAAAUUGACUGGCGCUGACUUCCGCACAAACAGAGCCUGGUUUGAAUGUCGGUCGCCAGGCGAGGCUCCCGCUCCCGGGUCAUCUGGUCGGUACCCUGAAAUCGAAGUUAGCUUUGAUUUCUUAAUUGGUGCAGACGGAGCACAUUCGGCAGCAAGAUUCCACAUGAUGAAGUUUGCCCGAGUCGACUACCAGCAGGAGUAUAUUGAUACUCUAUGGUGCGAAUUCCGCAUUGCACCAUCGCCAGAAAACGAUUUCAUGAUCUCCCCCGACCAUUUGCACAUCUGGCCCGGUAAGGAAUUCAUGUUCAUCGCUCUUCCAUCCGUCGAUAAGUCCUUUACAUGCACGCUCUUCGCCCCAGCCAUCCAUUAUGCGACCCUCGAGCGCUCCACCCAGGACUUGCUCGAAUUCUUCGCCGUCCACUUCCCAGGCGUCUGCCCAGAGCUGAUCAAACCCAACGAGCUGAUCGAACAAUUCACCACAAACCCCCACCUCCCGCUAAUCAGCAUCAAAUGCAAGCCGCACCACUACAACUCCAGCGUCGUCAUUGUCGGCGAUGCCGCGCACGCUGUCCUCCCCUUCUACGGCCAGGGCCUCAAUGCCGGGCUCGAAGACAUCCAAGUGCUCUUCAAAUACCUUGACAAGCACGGCGUCUACGACUCCUCCACGGCAGGGGACCCGACCUCUCGCGCCCUCGCCCGUGAAGCAGCCUUCCAAGACUACACCGAGCACCGCUCAGUCGACGCUCACGCGAUCAAUGACCUCUCCAAGCAAAAUUACCUCGAGAUGCGCUGGGCCGUCAAACAGCCCCUGUACCGAAUCCGUAAAUACAUCGAAGAAGCCCUGUACCACUACCUCCCCAGCUUAGGCUGGCAAACCCAGUACACCCGGGUCAGCUUCAGCAAUCAGCGAUACUCGGAGAUCGUCCAAACGAAUCGCCGGCAGGCUCGCAUUCUGGGGCUUGCAUUCGGUUCGACUGUACUCUCCGCGCUAACGGCGGUGGGGAUUCUCAUGUGGAAGAACCCGAACCGGUUUUCGUCCUCGUCGCUGCUGGCUGUAUUGAAACAGCCGUUACGACGCCUAGGGGGUGUUUUGGCGAGGAAUGCCUCUUAGCCCUUGCAAUUUAUUCCCUUCCUUGCCGGGAGGGAGGGAGAUGCAACCUCAUCUAUCUGUACAUUCAUUGGCUUUCUCUCUCUCUCUCUCUUUCUUCCCCCUCUCCUUUCCCUUUUCUUCCCCCCCCCCCCCCC
Aspergillus ochraceoroseus IBT 24754 is the source of this 1871-nucleotide messenger RNA. RefSeq names its product kynurenine 3-monooxygenase (gene bna4). Lineage: Eukaryota; Fungi; Ascomycota; Eurotiomycetes; Eurotiales; Aspergillaceae. The transcript has 2 exons. Gene Ontology annotation, molecular function: kynurenine 3-monooxygenase activity; NAD(P)H oxidase H2O2-forming activity; FAD binding. Gene Ontology annotation, biological process: NAD+ metabolic process. The record is from RefSeq and is a predicted model, not a curated record. Bases 403 to 1737 code for a protein of 444 amino acids. Gene Ontology annotation, cellular component: mitochondrial outer membrane.